AGCGAGAGAGAGACGCGCACAAACGCACACACCCCCUCUUCCCCCCCACAGUUCCCGGACUCAUCCUUGUAUUCGAGAGCCAGGCGGCCGUGCGAUUUAAAGCAGAGAGUCAGAAAGGUCCAGAAUGGAGCGUGAAAUCCCCGCGGUCGUGAUACUGGAAUUUCUUUGCGCUGUCUGACAAGGAGUGCCACUGUCUGGGAGCCGCCGGCAAGAGCACUGAAACCCUGUGCAAUCAAGACCAUGCCCUGUGUGAGGCCGAAGAUCUCGCUGACCCGGGCGCACUAGUGAACUGAUGCUGUACAGCAGACGCUGAACCAUGGGAAACAUAGAGAGCCAGAACGGGGACCACGCCUAUUAUGGCAGCAGGCAGGGCCAUUUGUCUCGCAAGCACAUGUCCCGGUCCCUGCGGCUUUCCAACAAACAGUCCAGACGCUCGCGGCACGCUUCCUCCGGGAAAGUGGAGCACAGGAACUCAGAGACCAGCACGCGCUCCAGCAGCACCCCCAGCAUCCCUCAGUCCCUGGCCGACAACGGACUGGAGCCCUUCAACGAGACCAACGUCCUGCCGGAUUUCGGGAGCCCCAUCUGGGUGGACCGCGUGGCCAUGAACCUGAGGCCCGUGUCCUUCCACAACGACCUGGCUGAGCCCUCGGUGGACAUGGACGCGGUGCUGGUGGCGGCGUCCGUCCCCGGCGUGCAGGACGGCCAGGACGGCGGCGUGUACACGGGGGACGUCACCUACCUGCAGAGGACGAGUGACGGGCCGCGGGAGAGCGUCAGCUUCAAGAAGAAGAGGUCCAAGUCGGCGGACAUGUGGCGGGAGGACAGCCUGGAGUUCUCCCUGUCGGACCUCAGCCAGGAGCACCUCACCAGCACCGAGGAGAUCAUCGACACGGCCGACGAGAAAGACUUUGUCGACUGCGGCGGCCGCCUGCAGUCCAGCCCUGAGGGUCUCGACCAGCUGGACGCUGGUGACAGGUCCAACUCCCUGGAUGAACUGUACGACCAGAAGAGCCCUGCCUGCAGAGUGACCCGCAACCGCUUCACCAAGUACUCCCACGAAGGCGGAAGGGUCACUGGACAGGGCAACAAUGGCAAAAUGCUGUCGCCCCCCGAGGAUGAUGGGAACACUUAUGGCGCCUACACCCUCCCCUGUCGCCGUUCUCACUGCCUGUCGGAGGGGCUUCCCAGCCAGCAGAUGGCGCUCUGCACAAGUAUGCAAGGUCGAAGGGCACAGACUACUCAGGAUGUCACGGCGGGGGAAGGCAGCGAGUACGGGGACAGCGGCAUCGACGGGGUGACGGCCGAGACCGAGCACCAGUCCCGGCGCUACAAGACGAUGUCGGCGUCCUUCUCCGUGUGCUCGGCGGCGGGCCGCAGCGUGUUCGCCGGCAGCGACAGCGGCAGCAGCAGCGGCGGGGGCGGGGCGGCCGAGGCCGCCCAGGGCGUGUACGAGAACUUUCGCCAGGAGCUGGAGAUGAGCUCCUGCCAGACGGACUGCCUGGAGGAGGCGGGGUCGGCCGUGAGCGACGAGCAGAGCAGCGGCACCAUGAGCUCCGCCUACCAGUCGGAUGCGCUGCUCGGCACGGCCCAGGGAACGGUGCGCAAGGCCGGCGGCCUGGCCGUCAAGAACUUCCUGGUGCACAAGAAGAACAAAAAGGUGGAGCCCGCCACGAGACGCAAGUGGAAGCGCUACUGGGUCUCCCUGAAAGGAUGUACUCUUUUCUUUUAUGAGACGGAUGGGCGGUCCGGGAUUGAUCAUAAUAGCGUUCCAAAGCAUGCAGUUUGGGUGGAGAACAGCAUCGUCCAGGCUGUCCCAGAGCACCCCAAAAAGGACUUUGUGUUCUGUCUCAGUAAUUCACUCGGGGAUGCCUUCCUUUUCCAGACCUCCAGCCAGACGGAGCUGGAGAACUGGAUCACGGCGAUCCACUCGGCCUGCGCCGCGGCCGUGGCCCGUCAGCACCACCGCGAGGACACCGUGCGUCUGCUCCGCACCGAGAUCAAGAAGCUGGAGCAGAAGAUCGACAUGGACGAGAAGAUGAAGAAGAUGGGCGAGAUGCAGCUGUCGGCCGUCACCGACACCAAGAAGAGGAAGACCAUCCUGGAGCAGAUCUUUUUGUGGGAGCAGAAUUUGGAGCAGUUUCACAUGGAUCUGUUCCGCUUUCGCUGUUACCUGGCCAGCCUGCAGGGCGGCGAGCUGCCCAAUCCCAAGCGCCUCCUGGCAUUCGCCUCCCGCCCCACCAAGCUGGCAAUGGGCCGCCUGGGCAUCUUCUCCGUCUCCUCCUUUCACGCGCUGGUGGCAGCACGCACAGAGAGUGGCGUGAGACGGCGCACGCAGCUCAUGUCCCGCUCGUCCAGCAAGCGCAAGAGCAGGUUCUCCUCCCUCUGGGGGCUGGACACCACGUCCAAGAAGAAGACCAAGGGCCGGCCCAGCAUAAAUCAGGUAUUCAUUGGUGGUGAGGAGUCCCUGAAGAACGCUCUGGAAGGCAUGUUCGAGGACUCAGCCAGGGAGAGUGUGAAGGAGAAGGAGGGGUCACUGAAGAGCAUUCCCCACCACAACACAGACAAUGAUAUUUGGGUUCCUGACUACCUCACUCCUUCCUGGGUCUGCCUGCCCAACGACCAGCCAGUGCUAGCCAUCGUCCAGCCUGGGGAGUCUGCCCUGGACACCCUUGAAACCGUCUGCAAGGCCCACCAGCUGGAUCCUGCCAAGCAUUACCUGCGUCUCAAGUUCCUGAUCGAAAACCAAGUGCAAUUCUAUGUCCCCAAACCAGAGGAGGACCUGUGUGACUUGCUCUACAAAGAGAUAGAAAUUUGCCCUAAGAUGACUAAACUCAUACAGUUUGACCGUGAUGAAUCUUGUGCAAUUGGUUACGGCUUCUCCAUCUCUGUGCUGGAAGAGGAUGGCGUGCAGCAGCUCUACAUCACCGAAGUGAAGGCGGGAGGAUUAGCCUUCGCCAAAGGUCUGAAUGCAGGAGAUGAGAUCCUGCAGCUGAAUGGGAAGGAGGCCAGCUGUUUGAACUUCUCAGACAUGAAGGCAGCCUUCUCUCAGAUCUCCCUGUCUCUGAUGGUUAGCACGCUACCAGCCCUGGACCGCCACCAGAUCUGCUACCUGCCCCCACGCCGGUCUAAUGGAGAAGACGAGCUCUGCACUGACAUAUUCUCCCAGAGCCAGGAGGACAUCCUGGACGAUGGCAUUGGCUUUGGUCUGGUUAGCUCGGGGGAUAGUCUUGAUGAUGAGUACGAGAUCUUUGGAUACACUGAAGAUGCCUCGCGGAGGAGCAAGCGCUCCUCCGACUCCAUCUACGACAUGCUGCACCUGAGCACGGAGCAGGUGGCCGCGUUUUGCCGCAGUCUUCAUGACAUGAAUCCCUCGGAGUGCGCCUCCUCGCCCAGCCCGGACUCGCCCCUCCCACCGCCCGCCACCCCGCGCCAGCUCUCCGAUGCCGACAAGCUCCGCAAAGUCAUAUGCGAGCUGGUGGAGACCGAGAGGACCUACGUCAAAGAUCUUAACUGCCUCAUUGAAAGGUACUUAACGCCACUGCAGAAGGAGAGCUUCCUUACACAGGAUGAGCUGGACGUGCUCUUUGGGAACUUGGCCGAGAUGGUUGAAUUCCAGGUCGAAUUUCUCAAGACUCUGGAAGAUGGGACAAGAUUGGUUCCAGAUUUGGAAAAGCUGGAGAGAGUGGAUCAGUUUAAGAAAGUUCUCUUCUCGCUGGGUGGGUCCUUCCUGUACUACGCUGAUCGCUUCAAGAUCUACAGUGCUUUCUGCGCCAGCCACACAAAAGUCCCCAAGGUUCUCGUGAAAGCAAAGACGGACCCUGAUUUCAAGGCCUUCCUGGAUGCCCGAAACCCAAAGCAACAGCACUCGUCCACCUUGGAAUCGUAUCUGAUCAAACCCAUCCAGAGGGUACUGAAGUACCCCCUCCUGCUGAGAGAGCUGUACUCCCUCACAGACCCAGACAGCGAGGAACACUACCACCUGGAUGUCGCAGUCAAAGCCAUGAACAAAGUGGCCAGCCACAUCAACGAGAUGCAGAAGAUCCACGAGGAGUACGGCGCCGUGUUCGACCAGCUCAUCGCCGAGCAGACGGGCGAAAAGAAAGAGGUUGCUGAUCUGUCAAUGGGUGAUUUGUUACUGCACACCACUGUAACCUGGAUCAACCCACCAGCCUCCUUUGGGAAGUGGAAGAAGGACCCAGAACUGGUCGCAUUUGUCUUCAAAACUGCCGUGGUGUUUGUGUACAAAGAAUGCUCCAAGCAGAAGAAGAAAAUAGGUGGGUCCCAUCGUGCCUCCGUCUCGGACGAGAAGGACCCAUUCCGCUUCCGUCACAUGAUCUCCACCGAUGCCCUCCAAGUCCGUGCCCUUGCCAGUGCAGAUGGGGAAGGCACUGCGAUGUGUGAGAUUGUUCAUGUGAAGUCUGAGUCUGAGGGAAGGCCUGAAAGGACAUUCCAUUUGUGCUGCAGUUCACCUGAGAGUAAGAAGGACUUCCUGAGGACUGUGCACUCCAUCCUCCGAGACAAGCAGCGAAGGCAACUCCUCAAGACAGAGAGUUUGCCCCCCAACCAACAAUAUGUCCCUUUUGGAGGGAAGCGUCUGUGUGCCCUAAAAGGCGCAAGACCUGCCAUGAACAGAGCAGUUUCCGCCCCAACUCGGACUCUCGGGCGGAGGAAGCUGGUCCGCAACCGCUUCACCAUCGACACGGACAUCGUGUUCGACAGGGAGCCAAACAGGGACCCCGCUGCGCAGCCGCCCCCGUCCCAGGAGCCUCAGCGGCAGGAGCAGCAGGCCGUCCUGGGACCAGGGGACACUGACCGCUGGGUGGAGGAGCAGUUCGACCUGGACCAGUACGAGGACCAGGAGGAGGUCAAGGAGACGGACAUCCUCAGCGAUGACGAGGACGACUUCUGCGAAUCUGCGAAGGGGUCGCUGGAGGAACCUGAGCUGGAGGAGUCUGAGCUGGAGGAACCGGUCAGUGCCCUGUCUCUGGAAGGGGAGGCACAGGCGGAGGAAGGGGGCCAGGGAGAGGGCAGUGUUGAGGGGGAGGAAGAAGGGGCAGACAAGAGUGGGGGGGCGGGAAAUGACAAGGGGGAUGGCAAUGGAGAUGAUGAGGGGGCAGGGGAAGGGGAGAUCUCAGAGAACAAACAGUCCCAAAGCUCAGAGGACACACGUGCUGUCAAGCUGUCCCAGCUGAAGAAGCAGUGCGCCAUGUCUGGGCUGAACGGGACGCUCGAAGGGUCCACAGAGGAAGAGGUCAUCUGGGUUCGCAGGGACGAUUUCCAGCGCAGCCAGGACAGCGACAUCUGAGGCUGAAGGCGACGCGAGACGAAAUGAGCAAAUAACCCGGCGCCUCGUUCACUAAGCUUUAAAAGGGGCUCCAUGGACAGGCCUCCCCUCCUUAACCCCAGUGUUCCCUCGCAGGGAGUCCUCAGCGAGCAUUUCCGGCUGUCCUUCGCUCAGUAAUGAAUGGCCUAUUGAAGUGAAAAAGACAUCGCAAUUCAGACACUCAACUUCUUGAUCGAAGCAAUAAAGAGCCGACACGAUCUCAUUCCAGUCACACAUUAAUGCAUUGAAGUCAAUUUUUAGCUUUGCGAGAAGGACUUGACUGUACAAUCAUGGUAUUUAAUAGAGGAUUGGGAUGGGCUUGGUUUGCACAUGGGCUUGGGCAGCUACACUACUUGGACUGCGAAUCUUUGCCAAAUUUAUAUUUUAGGUAUAAAAGACUUAGGAAUUUUUUGAGAGAGAGAGAGUUACGGAAGUUGUAUGAUACUUAAGGGCUGUAUGUUAUUUAUUCUGGCCUUUGUGGGCUCUCGGGAAAGAAUGGUGUAAAAAAUACUACAAGAUUUACUGUACUUGUACAUUGUGUUAUGGCUGUGCACAGGUGAAUUUUUAGAGCACAACAAUAUCAUAUGAAUAUGUAUAACAACUUUUCAAAUUUUUAUUGUGUUUACAUCAUGUCACACUCUGCAGUAUUAAUCUUUAUCACA
Molecule: messenger RNA, 5988 nt
Organism: Megalops cyprinoides (Indo-Pacific tarpon)
Lineage: Eukaryota; Metazoa; Chordata; Actinopteri; Elopiformes; Megalopidae
Product: T-lymphoma invasion and metastasis-inducing protein 1-like
Exons: 29
Coding region: 317-5308 (1663 amino acids)
Biological process (GO): small GTPase-mediated signal transduction; positive regulation of axonogenesis; activation of GTPase activity
Cellular component (GO): synapse; cytosol; plasma membrane
Molecular function (GO): guanyl-nucleotide exchange factor activity; protein binding
Source: RefSeq, a predicted model, not a curated record